Messenger RNA from Exophiala xenobiotica, 1350 nucleotides. RefSeq lists its product as uncharacterized. The transcript has a single exon. Gene Ontology annotation, cellular component: plasma membrane. Gene Ontology annotation, biological process: sulfite transmembrane transport; transmembrane transport. The coding region runs from base 1 to 1350 and encodes 449 amino acids. Gene Ontology annotation, molecular function: sulfite transmembrane transporter activity. NCBI's taxonomy places the organism in Eukaryota, Fungi, Ascomycota, Eurotiomycetes, Chaetothyriales, Herpotrichiellaceae. The record is from RefSeq and is a predicted model, not a curated record.
AUGGACCCCUCAGGAACCUAUGCCAACUGUCAAGUGGCUCGCACGACCUCCCUCCACCAUGAAUGUCAGGAUGGAAUCGCACAGACAGCCAAAGACGAACUCGAGUCGAGAUUCUCCGCAAAGAACAACAAAGGAUGGAGACGGGUAGUGUUGAACUUCACGCCGUCUUGGUUCGCAGCUACCAUGGGCACGGGCAUCACUUCAAUCCUACUGCACAACCUACCGUACAAUGGUGACUGGCUAUACUGGCUGUCGGUCAUCGUCUUCUGUCUCAACAUCGGCCUGUUUUGCGUGUUUCUGUUAAUCUCGACCCUUCGGUACAUCAUGUUCCCUGGCCUGUUCAUGGCAAUGAUCAGACAUCCGGUUCAGUCGCUGUUUGUUGGCACAUUCCCUAUGGGCCUUGCCACGAUUAUCAACAUGAUCGUCUUCGUGUGCGUGCCCGCAUGGGGCCAGUGGGCAGCGACAUUAGCCUGGACAUUGUGGUGGAUCGACGUGGUUAUUUCAGUGGCUUCGUGCAUGUGGUUGCCAUUUAUCAUCAUGCACAUCCACGAAAGCGAGCUGUCCAAGAUGACGGCGGUAUGGCUCCUGCCUAUCGUGGCCACCAUCGUCGCAGCGGCUUCGGGAGGUAUUGUUGCUGAAGUCCUACCAAAUCCUCAACAUCAGGUCUGGACGGUCGUCACAUCCUACGUCCUCUGGGGCACCGGCUUCCCGCUGGCAAUGGUUGUGCUGGUCAUGUAUUUCCACCGCCUCACCAUUCAUCGACUCCCUCCAAGGGAAGUGAUCGUCUCCGUCUUUCUCCCGCUCGGACCUCUCGGACAAGGUAGCUUCGGCCUGAUGCAGCUCGGCAAAGUAUGUGCGGAAGUCUUUCCCAACACCCACAACUUCGGGCCCGAGAGCGGCAGGGUCAUUUACAGCUUCAGUACUGUGUGCGCCUUGGUAAUCUGGGGAUAUGGCUGUGUAUGGCUGUUCUUUGCCCUUGCCAGUAUAACGCGAAGCAAAUUCCCCUUCAAUAUGGGCUGGUGGGGGUUCACUUUCCCGAUCGGUGUCUUUGCAGUGUCGACGUGCACCCUGGCCAAGGAAAUCCCGAGUCGGUUCUUCAAAGUGCUCGGCACGAUAUUUUCUGUUGCUGUCAUCUUGUUGUGGUUGAUUGUCGGACUGGCAACAUUGAAAGGGGCCAUCUCUGGCACGAUUUUCUUCGCGCCUUGCGUUGCACAAUACGAGCAGCAAGUGGUGCAGGCACAGAAGCGAAAAGAGAGGAAGCAGCGGCGGGCGUGGUACAGCAACUUGCAUAAGAAGAAGGAGAUGGAGGAGGGGAAGGCAAGGGAAGAUGGAGAUAGACAAGAAGUGUAA